GUAAAAAGUAAUUAUUAAACAUAAAUUAAGUCCGUUUUAGAAAGAUACAAACACGAUGCUGGACCUAUACAGGCGCACAGUGAAACGGUUUCCACUGGGCAGUGUCAGCUAUAUGUUUGCCUAUGGCUCCGGCGUGAAACAGCAGGAGGGCUACGAAAAAGUGGGCAACGGAACUGCUCUACGUCCGCCUCCAGGCACCGUGGUGGAUCUGGUUUUCUGUGUGCGUGAUGCCCUGGGAUUCCAUGCGGAGAACUUGCAUCGUCACCCGGAACAUUAUUCCGCCUUGCGACACUUAGGACCACGCUUUGUGGCCAACUAUCAGGAGCGUUUGGGUGCCGGAGUCUACUGCAACACCUUGGUGCCACUGCCUGACCUGGGACUGACCAUCAAGUAUGGUGUGGUGUCGGAGGAGCAGUUGCUGGAGGACCUGCUGCACUGGCGGCAUCUCUAUCUGGCCGGCAGGCUACACAAACCGGUCACCGAUCUGGUUAAUCCCGCAGAUAACCCGCCCCUAAAGGCGGCCCUGGACAGGAAUCUGCUCUCUGCACUUCAAGUCGGUCUGCUGCUGCUACCAGAAAAGUUCACCGCCUAUUCGCUAUUCCACACUAUCGCUGGCCUAAGCUACAAGGGAGAUUUUCGAAUGAUCUUUGGCGAAAACAAGCAAAAGGUCCACAAUAUAGUUAAUCCGCAAAUCAGGGACUUCUUUGCCUUGUACCAACCUUCUUUGGGACAACUCUCCAAUUUCGUGGCCGUCAACAUGAAUGGUCAGGAGCCAGGAAGUCGGAAGCCAGCCAUACUCUUUGAGCAGGAUAAAUCUCAGGCAGCUACGGUUCAACACCUGCACCAGCUGCCCGGGGAGCUCAGGAAGCGUCUCGAGCGAAAUGCCGCCUGUCGUGGCGACUAUUCCGAGGUGGUGGAUCAUCUCUCCAUGGUGCCUCAGCUGCCCGAGGUGCUGCAGGCCUCCGUCAACGACAUUGUGUGGCGCAGCAGUGUCACGCAAUCGCUCAAGAACAUCGCCAGUGCUGGCGUUCUAAAAUCCCUGGUCUACAGCUACCGAAAGGCCCAGAAAACUUUUGCCGUUUAGGAUUCUUAUAUGGGAUAGUUCCCAGGCUGCCAUUUACCGACUAAGUUGCCCCUCCAGCUGCAUUUUGUUAUAUAAUUUUAAGUCUAAACGUUGUUAAUUGCAAUAUAGAAACCGUAGCCCAAGCCAAA
Messenger RNA from Drosophila kikkawai, 1212 nucleotides. Its product is annotated as phosphatidate cytidylyltransferase, mitochondrial. Gene Ontology annotation, molecular function: phosphatidate cytidylyltransferase activity. Gene Ontology annotation, biological process: CDP-diacylglycerol biosynthetic process; cardiolipin biosynthetic process. NCBI's taxonomy places the organism in Eukaryota, Metazoa, Arthropoda, Insecta, Diptera, Drosophilidae. The record is from RefSeq and is a predicted model, not a curated record. Gene Ontology annotation, cellular component: mitochondrion.